GGCAAUUGCUUAUUUGACUCUUAGGGUCCUUCUCUAAAUUCUCCCCAAUUCUUAGAGUUGCCCCUUCUCAAUUUUGUCUGCUAGGGUUUCAAUUUUUUCUAUAAUUACAGCUUCAGAUUCAUUGAUUAAGGGGAUAUUCUAUUGAUUUUUGAAGUGGGUGUUGAGAUUGUUUUGUGGUUGUGAAGAAAGAUGAAGCUUUUGAUGGAUUCAUCAGCACCAUCAUCAUCAUCGCCAUGUAAAGAGAUGAAGGUAUCGGAGUGUUUUGGAGAAAAUAGCGUUUUCCCACCUGGGUUUAGGUUUCAUCCGACAGAUGAGGAGCUUGUUCUGUACUACUUGAAGAGGAAGAUCUGUAGGCGCCGGAUUUUGCUUGAUGCGAUUGCAGAGACUGAUGUGUACAAGUGGGAGCCAGAGGAUUUGCCUGAUUUGUCUAAGUUAAAAACUGGGGAUAGGCAGUGGUUCUUCUUUAGUCCCAGAGAUCGAAAAUAUCCCAAUGGAGCACGGUCAAACAGAGCAUCAAAGCACGGGUAUUGGAAAGCUACUGGAAAAGAUCGUAUUAUUACAUGCAACUCUCGUGCUGUUGGAGUGAAGAAGACGCUGGUCUUUUAUAAAGGGCGAGCGCCAGUAGGUGAACGGACAGAUUGGGUGAUGCAUGAAUACACCAUGGAUGAAGAAGAGCUGAAGAGAUGCCAAAAUGCACAGGACUACUAUGCACUCUACAAGGUCUUCAAGAAGAGUGGGCCUGGCCCCAAGAAUGGUGAGCAAUAUGGUGCACCUUUUAGAGAAGAGGACUGGGUUGAUGAUGAGUGCCUAAAUGCCAAAGUCUCUGUUCAGCCGGAGAUCCCGAGACAUCAGGAGAGUUCUGCAAAGAACAUUAAUGUAGUUCCUGCUCCUGAUGACGCAAUUGAGGAAUUGCUGAAGCGUCCUUUUACUGUUGAUAACAAUUUUGCAUUGGAGCAGUUUGUUCAAGAGGAAGAUACUGAAAGUACCUUGCUAAAUCAGUCUUCGAGGGAAGUUGAUUUAUACAAUCAUUGUGCUGUCGCUGGGCCAAGCUGCCAGCAGUAUGAUGCGAGGGCAAGCUUUGACCUGACAGAGUCAGGCACAUCACCAUUACAUUUGUACGAGGCACCAGAGGUCUCAUCUGCUCCAGUGAAUCCUGUAAAUCCCCCAUAUGUGGUGGAAGAGGAUUUCUUGGAAGAUUUUUUGGAGAUGGAUGACCUCCUUGUUGCCAUCCAGGAUUUAGAGUCCAUUGCAGAUUUGUCUAAGUUAAAAACUGGGGAUAGGCAGUGGUUCUUCUUUAGUCCCAGAGAUCGAAAAUAUCCCAAUGGAGCACGGUCAAACAGAGCAUCAAAGCACGGGUAUUGGAAAGCUACUGGAAAAGAUCGUAUUAUUACAUGCAACUCUCGUGCUGUUGGAGUGAAGAAGACGCUGGUCUUUUAUAAAGGGCGAGCGCCAGUAGGUGAACGGACAGAUUGGGUGAUGCAUGAAUACACCAUGGAUGAAGAAGAGCUGAAGAGAUGCCAAAAUGCACAGGACUACUAUGCACUCUACAAGGUCUUCAAGAAGAGUGGGCCUGGCCCCAAGAAUGGUGAGCAAUAUGGUGCACCUUUUAGAGAAGAGGACUGGGUUGAUGAUGAGUGCCUAAAUGCCAAAGUCUCUGUUCAGCCGGAGAUCCCGAGACAUCAGGAGAGUUCUGCAAAGAACAUUAAUGUAGUUCCUGCUCCUGAUGACGCAAUUGAGGAAUUGCUGAAGCGUCCUUUUACUGUUGAUAACAAUUUUGCAUUGGAGCAGUUUGUUCAAGAGGAAGAUACUGAAAGUACCUUGCUAAAUCAGUCUUCGAGGGAAGUUGAUUUAUACAAUCAUUGUGCUGUCGCUGGGCCAAGCUGCCAGCAGUAUGAUGCGAGGGCAAGCUUUGACCUGACAGAGUCAGGCACAUCACCAUUACAUUUGUACGAGGCACCAGAGGUCUCAUCUGCUCCAGUGAAUCCUGUAAAUCCCCCAUAUGUGGUGGAAGAGGAUUUCUUGGAAGAUUUUUUGGAGAUGGAUGACCUCCUUGUUGCCGAACCAAAUGUUCAAAACUUUGAUCAUGAAACACCAAAUGGUCAAGUCUUUGACAAACCUGCUGGAAACCUGGAGACUCUGCAGUUUGAUGACUUUGAUGGCUUAUCAGAGUUCGACCUGUAUCAUGAUGCACCUUCACGUCUUGAUAAUGUGGGGACACCAACAGUGGGGCAAAUUGCUGAACCAUACAUGAACAACUUUGUGAACGGGAUUACAUACCCUGAUUCCACUACAUACAUGAGCACUUUCCAGAAUGACAUGAUGAACAACCAGCAGAUGUGCUUGAAUCAUGAAAAUCAGAUAAACAAUCAAUUCUGGAUGCAUGAUGAAAGAUUCGGCAGCUUCAACCCCAUUGAAGAAGAUCAAUCAGUUGUUGAUCAAGCAUCUUCAGGUGUGGUAAAUGAUAAUAAUAUGGCAAAUUAUCCUAUGGGCGCUAAUCAAAAUCUAGCCAAAAAGGAUGAUGGUACGCAGUCGUGGUUCUCCUCUAAUUUGUGGGCUUUCGUGGAUUCUAUACCCACAACUCCUGCUUCAGCUGCUGAAAGUGCUCUAGUAGUUAACAGGGCCUUUGAGCGUAUGUCUAGCUUUAGUAGAAUGAAAUUAAAUGUCGGGAACAUGAAUGUUGCUGCAGGUAAUACCUCUGCAACUUCAAGUAGUUCUGGCAAAGCCAAAUAUGGAUUAUGUUGUAUUUCUUUACUUGGAGUACUUUGUGCAUUCUUAUGGGUGCUAAUAGGAACUUCUGCUAAAAUCGUGGGGACAUAGAUAUCCUCAUAAACAUGUGUAGAGUUUUCUUUUGCUAUUUAUCAUCUGGCUUCUUGCCAGAAUCAAUGGAAA
Molecule: messenger RNA, 2889 nt
Organism: Solanum tuberosum (potato)
Lineage: Eukaryota; Viridiplantae; Streptophyta; Magnoliopsida; Solanales; Solanaceae
Product: NAC domain-containing protein 17
Exons: 4
Coding region: 190-2817 (875 amino acids)
Biological process (GO): regulation of DNA-templated transcription
Molecular function (GO): DNA binding
Source: RefSeq, a predicted model, not a curated record